AUGGAGCCCGUCAGCCCUCUGGCCAGCUCCAGCUCCAGCUCCAAGCUCGACUCAGCCUCCACGCCAGCCCAGUCUCGUUCGCCCAUCGUGCUUUCCGAAGCCUGGAAGCAGCUCCAUCUCAGCUCGCCGUCCUUCUCCUCCCACACCCCUGGCUCGUCAUCCUCUGCAUCCGCUCUCCAGCUCGGAUCACACUCGCACUCGAAGCACGAAGUCAACGACGACGAUGCCGACUCUUCCGAUGACGGAUUCCUCUCGGACCACAGCGAAGAGCUUCAUCCCGAGACUGGCUUCGAUCCCUUCCUCACCGCCACGCGCCGAGCUAGGCAGCAUUCUACUUCCUCCAACCUGACGCCUCAGCCAGCAGCAUCGACCAUCUCUCCGACCGCCGGCGUUUCCGCAUCUGACUCUUCACCUGCAUCUUCCAACGAGGUGGUAGCAACAAGCGAGGCGCUGCGCAAGCAACACCGCGACGACGACGACGAGGCUAAGCAGCAAGCUUACCGGUGGUCUCGCAUCGCAAAAUACUGGAGCAAAGUGGUCGACGAAGUCAUCUUUCAGCCCAAACAGGGUUCGAAGCAAGGCAUGAUUGAUCUCAGCGACAGAAACAUCACCGACAUUCUCCCCACCAUCGCCGACCUCUCGCGCUUCGUCGCCCUCCCACCUCCUCGAUACGACCGCGACGACUCGCCAGAGCGAGCUUCUCCCGAACCUCAAAGCUUGCUUCAGUCCAAGACCGGUGGUCUCGUCCGCCACGAAUCCUACCUCGCCCCUUUUAGCGCCCAUAUCCACAACGACUCGGCAUCGUCGAGGACCAACAAUGUUUCAACCAAGCGCACCUUGUCGCGCAGCCAGUCAGCCUUCCAGCCCAGUCUCAGCCGUGCUCAGUCCUUCGCACGCACUCAGAGCGCCAUGAGCACACUCAGCUCCCGUUCCGCAGGCUCCUACCGCGAUCACCGCGACCGCCAGGCCACGCUCAGCAUUUUCCUCGGCUCCAACGCUCUCACCCGUCUACCCAGCGCCCUCUUCCAGCUCCAGAACCUGCGCGUCCUCUCGCUGCGUUCCAACAAGCUGAAGUUCUUGCCACCUGCCAUCGGCGACUUGCACAAUCUCUCCGAGCUUCACAUCGCCCAUAACGAGCUCCAAUAUCUUCCUGCUGAGAUUCUUCGUCUCAAGCUCGACGUCUUCACCUGGUUCCCAAAUCCGUAUUUUGUCAAGCCACCCAAGACGGGCGUGCUCACGGUCCGACCUCUUCUGUGCCAUCGUGCAGCACGCAUUCGCCAGCAACACUCGCUCAACAAGCUCGCAGAGCUCAACGACAUUGACGAGACCGACGAUGCAUCGUCCAUGACACCUGUCCGGGCCGAGCACAAUUCCGUCGGGGACGAUGACGCUUUCAUCCCCAUGUCCCAGCAGCCCCCACCUCUCAUUCGUGCCCCUGCACCCAGUUCGGCUCGAGACCAGAGGCAAUUCGACCGCACUCGUUCGGAAAUGCAAGUGGAAGGCUUCCUAGCCAGAGGCAUUGACCAGCUCCGAGGCGGCAGCUAUGCUUCCAUCAGCGAGCAGGACCAUGAAGCUGAUGGCAGCAGCGACGAUGCCAAUACGACUGCUGACGAAACCGACGCAGGCGACAACACCGUCAAUGCCGAGGCUGCGCCGUCAGAGUCCGAACCCACCACGGAAGAUGAGCAAGAGCGUCAACGUCAGCGCAUCCUCGAAGCCGCUUUUGACGAAGACACCGCCAACCUGUUUGACCUGACCCCGUCCACAGAGCAAGACGCUUCCUCCCGAGGCAAAGUGGCCGGCCGGUCUCGUGUGCUCGGAAGCAAGACCGUCUCGGGUCUGCCGAGCUUGCGAGAGCUCUGCAUUCGUAAACUGCUGAGUCCGUACGAUGUAUCUGAAGCCGAGGCGCAGGGCAUCGCAUCGCCAUUCCUGUCUCCCAUUGUGCAGACUUCGGGCGGCCCUCUGCGUCGACGAAGCAGCAACGCCAGUCGGAGCAGUUCGCGCAACGGAACUCCACUCUUUGAAGCGCAGCUACGAAAUCGCACUGCGUCGUUUGGCUCCAACGCAUCGCGAACUAGAAGCUUCAGCUCAAACGGUGGGCCCGAAGACAGCAAAUUUGGCAAGAGGGUGCCGACGUUGCUCGAGGCAUACGAGAAUGGUACGCUGCAGAGCUUGGUGGGAGAGCUGGGCCAUGGUCUCAUACCGUUGCUGGAAGCGGCCCGUCGCAGUGCCACGCAGGACUGGGGCACAAGAGCCAGGAUGCGCAGCAACUCGACCGUCGCUGCCAAAAGGAAUGGUUGGGCGCGCACGCAAUCUGCAGUCGACGCAUUUCCCGCCAGUGAAGCCAAUGCCAACGCCAAUGCUGCACAAGUGUCACGAGGCAAAGUGCCAGCGUCGCACGACGAGCAAGACGAUUCGUACGACGUGUUUGGUGGCGUAGAGGUGCCCGGAUCGUUGGACCGCGGCGAUGAUGCCUGCACAAACCCAUGGUUCUCGCGAUGCCCUAAUCCAAAGCAUUGCGAAGAGGGCUCGCGAGAGUCGCAGUCGUCUCAGGGUGUCAAGCGCACGGGUGAUAUUGCGCUGCACCGGGGUAAGCGUGGCUUUGGAUCCACCAGCAGCGUCUCGAGUCUCGGCACCACGUUGGGAGGCGGCGCCAAGGCCGAGACAGGAUCGAUCGACAUGGAGAGGGUGCCCUCGACGGCCGCAAGCUCGGAUAGCGGUGCAGCACCCGCGUCACCCUUGUCCUCUUCAGCGUCGUCUUCCGUCGGCACGGUUGCCGGAUUUGGUUCAUUGUCUACCUCUUCGAUGCCGUCGCGACCUGAAUCACAGAUUAGUGGCAGCGGCAGCAGCAGUAUGCCGUUUUCGGGUCAGCAGGUGAGGUUUGCACCACACUCUCAGAGGAGCUUCACGUCGUCAGGUCUGAGCGGCCGUACAUGGCCGUCUUCGCGGCCGGCGAUGGGAGCGGAUCGUGUAGGCUUGACAAGGCCGGCGAGCACGCAGUUUGUGCGUGGCUUCUCGAGCUCGUCUGCACUUUCUGCUUCAGGACUGCAUCGCAGCACGUCUUCCGGACCGGGCUGGGGAGAAGAGGCAGCGGAACGGGACUGGCCUUUGAGCGAACAAGAGCAUCGACAGGCGCCCGUGUUCAGCGACGCGGGCGAGACGCGUCUCGAGUGGAUCUCGCACAUUGGGGGUAUCCGUGUAGCCAAGUUGGGAGAAGCGCAGGUGGAGCUCGAGGAGGAUCUCAAUUCAUCGUCUGCCUCAGCAGCUGUUGCUGCUGAAGCUGCUGAAGGGGGAGCCGCGUCGUCACAGCAUCCGAGUCUGCUCGGAGCCAUGGGCGGAUUCGAGAACAAGGAUCUGCUUCCGAUUCUGUGGAGAGGAUGCAGUCGCGGCUGUCUGGAUUUCCUUGUGUAG
Sporisorium graminicola is the source of this 3411-nucleotide messenger RNA. RefSeq lists its product as uncharacterized. NCBI's taxonomy places the organism in Eukaryota, Fungi, Basidiomycota, Ustilaginomycetes, Ustilaginales, Ustilaginaceae. The transcript has a single exon. Gene Ontology annotation, molecular function: protein binding. The record is from RefSeq and is a predicted model, not a curated record. Bases 1 to 3411 code for a protein of 1136 amino acids.